CUUCCAACCAUGCGACAAGCCCACGGUCACCACUCAUAAUCCUCACCAAGCCUCACAGACCCGAAGAACCUCCUCAACUCUAAACCCUUUUUGCGCAAGACACCUCCCCUUACAAGACGCGCAGUUCGCCGUCCAAACAACCGCCACCAUGAUCGAAGACGACUUCUACCGCACCUCCUCGCAGUUCCGCCUCUGGUCCUUCACGGCCGCGUCCCUGAAAUCCUUACGAGCGACCACAAACUCCGUAGCCAGUGACCGGGUACGAGCCGCGAUCCGCCGCGCACAAGAGGCACGACGAUCGGCCACAUCGUCCGCGACAGGCACGCCGGCGCCGGACGGGGACGCCGGCGGCAGCAGCAGUAAAGCAGAAGAGAAACCCAUCGAAUGCCUGACGCCAGAGGAGGAGCAGCAGACGGUGAGCUACUACUGCGAACAGAUCAUCCAGCUAGGGGAGAACUACAAGCCGCCGCUGCCGACGAUAGUGAGGGCAACAGCAAUCCAAUACCUCCGCCGCUUCUACCUCACGAACUCCCCAAUGACCUACCACCCGAAACAAAUCAUGCCAUGUGCGCUCUUCCUAGCAACAAAGACAGACAACUACUACAUGUCCCUGCGGCAAUUCGCAGACGGGGUACCGGGGGACGCAACAGCAGAGGACAUCAUCGCGCCCGAGUUCCUAGUGAUGCAAAGCCUGCGAUUCACGUUCGACGUGCGGCACCCGUUCCGGGGACUGGAGGGCGGGAUCAUGGAGCUGCAAGCCAUGGCGCAGGGACAGGGGACAGCGGCGCCGCAUUUCAGCGGGAGCCAGACGGCGGCCUCGCUACAACAGGGCCUGCUUGCCCUACCGCCAAACCCAAACCCCUCCGCCUCAUCAUCAUCGAAUCUAACAGACCGAAUCGCCAGAGCCCACCACACAACCCGCGAACUCCUCAAAACUGCCGCCCAGAUCACGGACGUCUAUUUCCUGUAUACCCCCGCGCAGAUCUGGCUCGCUGCGCUGAUGCUCGCGGACCGUCCGCUGGCGGAAUUCUACCUCGGUACGAAGGUUGGCGUGGCUGAUGAUGAUGGGGCGCAGCAGGAGAGUCCCCUCGCCGCUCUCCGGGUGAAACUCCGUCUCACACUUAAUGAUUGUGCUGCGAUGCUGCAGGCGUAUAAGCCUCUGGCUUCGGAUCCGGAUCAGAUGAAGACCCUCCGGAGAAUCAUCGGGAAGAAGCUGUAUCAUUGUCAGAAUCCAGAGAAGGUGAAUCUGGGCGCGGGCGGACAGAAGCGCAUCCCUGCCGCCGCCGCGGCGGCAGCAGCAGCGGCAGGUGUGGAUUCCGGGACGUCGGGGAGUGAGAUGGAGAGGUUGGCGAAGAAGCGGAAGUUGGAACAGCAACCGCAGCAGAGCAAGGAUAUCUUCGGGGGGGAGUUGGUGAUGCAGAGGACGAAGGAGCGGUAG
This is a messenger RNA of Aspergillus homomorphus CBS 101889, 1438 nucleotides long. Its product is annotated as TFIIH complex kinase subunit CCL1. NCBI's taxonomy places the organism in Eukaryota, Fungi, Ascomycota, Eurotiomycetes, Eurotiales, Aspergillaceae. Gene Ontology annotation, biological process: regulation of transcription by RNA polymerase II; regulation of cyclin-dependent protein serine/threonine kinase activity. The transcript has 2 exons. Bases 149 to 1438 code for a protein of 429 amino acids. The record is from RefSeq and is a predicted model, not a curated record. Gene Ontology annotation, molecular function: cyclin-dependent protein serine/threonine kinase regulator activity. Gene Ontology annotation, cellular component: nucleus; transcription factor TFIIK complex.